This is a messenger RNA of Amphiprion ocellaris (clown anemonefish), 13405 nucleotides long. RefSeq names its product potassium voltage-gated channel, subfamily H (eag-related), member 5b (gene kcnh5b). Gene Ontology annotation, cellular component: membrane. Gene Ontology annotation, biological process: regulation of membrane potential; potassium ion transmembrane transport. The record is from RefSeq and is a predicted model, not a curated record. The coding region runs from base 869 to 3799 and encodes 976 amino acids. Gene Ontology annotation, molecular function: voltage-gated potassium channel activity. The transcript has 13 exons. Lineage: Eukaryota; Metazoa; Chordata; Actinopteri; Pomacentridae.
UGCCGAGGAGACGCGUGUAAGUCUGCGCUGCUACUUAAACCUCUAAAUCCUUUCUAAAAAACCUCAAUUCGUCAGCGUCAUUCAGCCAAACUACAACAUCAGCGUUAAAGAAAACACCGCUGUCACAAAAGAAGACAAAUCGCCGCCGAACACAACAAUCCAACUUCACUAAUUCUGCUCCACCGACGGUCAAAGUCAAGCUGACCGCUAGCAAGGCCUGGAGGCUAGCAUCGAUGCUAACAGCGCCGCUAGCGUUAGCCCCAAGAGGAACAGUCGGAGGGAAAUGUUCCUGCUGCCAAGGAGGAGUCCGGUGCCUCUUUGUCAGUAAUACUGGCAGCUAUUAACACCAUGAAGUCUGAGUUCUCAUUCAAAUUUGAUGGCAUUCUCACUACGAUUAAGGAAAGACAUUACGGACUGUUCAGGAAGUCACACAGGCAGAGACGAGAAUCUGCGCUCCGGGAGAAGGUGAAACUUCUAGAAGGGAAAAAUAAAGGCCUGGACCUGGAGGCUUGGUCACGUCGCUCCAAUGUACGGCUUUUAAUUUACCUGAGGGCGCGGAGGGUGAAGACACCUGUGGAUUCCUGGAGAGCUGGAUACCGGAGGAGCUAGCUCUGCUCCGGGGGAAAGAGUCACACAGGGUUGGUCCAAUACGGCAACAUAGAACCAACUCCGCACCUAGAACCCUUAUAAUGAAGUUCCCGAGUUACAAAGAAGCGGUGAUGAGAGAGGCGAGGGCGAAACGGAAGAUCCUCUACAAGAACCAGCAGAGACCAGCUUCCUGCUGGGAAACGCUCAGAUCGUGGAGUGGCCGGUCGUCUACAGCAAUGACGGAUUCUGUAAACUGUCUGGAUUCCACAGAGCAGAAGUCAUGCAGAAGAGCAGCACAUGCAGUUUUAUGUACGGAGAGCUGACAGACAAGAAGACCAUCGAUAAAGUCCGGCAGACGUUUGACAACUACGAGUCCAACUGCUUCGAGGUCCUGCUGUACAGGAAGAACAGAAGUCCGGUGUGGUUCUACAUGCAGGUGGCUCCCAUCAGAAACGAGAACGAUAAGGUGGUUCUGUUCCUCUGCACCUUUAAGGACAUCACUCUGUUCAAGCAGCCCAUCGAGGACGAGACCACCAAAGGUUGGACUAAGUUCGCUCGGCUCACCAGGGCGCUCACCAACAACCGAAACACUCUGCAGCAGCUGGCGCCCAUCAGCAAACAUGAAGUCAGCCACAAACAGUCGAGGCUGGCCGAGGUCCUGCAGCUCAACUCUGACAUCCUCCCUCAGUACAAGCAGGAGGCGCCCAAGACGCCGCCACACAUCAUCCUGCACUACUGCACCUUCAAGACCACGUGGGACUGGGUCAUCCUCAUCCUCACCUUCUACACCGCCAUCAUGGUGCCCUACAACGUCUCCUUCAAGACCAAGCAGAACAACAUCGUGUGGCUGGUGCUGGACAGCGUUGUGGACGUCAUCUUCCUCGUCGACAUCGUCCUCAACUUCCACACCACCUUCGUGGGUCCCGGCGGGGAGGUGAUCUCCGACCCCAAGCUCAUCCGGAUGAACUACCUGAAGACCUGGUUUGUCAUCGACCUGCUGUCCUGCCUGCCCUACGACAUCAUCAACGCCUUUGAGAACGUUGACGAGGGCAUCAGCAGCCUGUUCAGCUCCCUGAAGGUGGUUCGGCUGCUUCGUCUCGGCCGAGUCGCCAGAAAACUGGAUCAUUACCUGGAAUAUGGAGCCGCCGUUCUGGUUCUCCUGGUCUGUGUGUUCGGACUGGUGGCCCACUGGCUCGCCUGCAUCUGGUACAGCAUCGGAGACUACGAGGUGAUCGAUGAGGCCACCAACACCAUCAAGAUGGACAGUUGGCUGUACCAGCUGGCCAUCAGCAUCGGGUCGCCGUACCGGUACAACGCCAGCGGCUCUGGCCAGUGGGAGGGUGGACCCGGUAAAGACUCCCUGUACAUCACCUCACUGUACUUCACCAUGACCAGCUUGACUACCAUCGGCUUCGGGAACAUCGCCCCGAGCACCGAUGGAGAGAAGAUCUUCUCCGUGGCCAUGAUGAUGGUCGGAUCUCUGCUCUAUGCCACCAUCUUUGGAAACGUGACCACCAUCUUCCAGCAGAUGUACGCCAACACCAACCGCUACCACGAGAUGCUCAACAACGUCAGGGACUUCCUGAAGCUCUACCAGGUUCCUAAGGGCCUCAGUGAGCGGGUGAUGGACUACAUCGUGUCCACCUGGUCCAUGUCCAAAGGCAUCGACACGGAGAAGGUUUUAUCCAUCUGUCCUAAAGACAUGCGAGCCGACAUCUGCGUCCACCUCAACAGGAAGGUGUUCAACGAGCAUCCUGCGUUCCGGUUGGCCAGCGACGGCUGCCUUCGCUCGCUGGCGGUGGAGUUUCAGACGACCCACUGCGCUCCAGGAGAUCUGAUCUUCCACGCCGGCGAGAGCGUCGACACCCUCUGCUUCGUGGUGUCGGGGUCACUGGAGGUCAUCCAGGACGACGAGGUCAUCGCCAUCUUAGGUAAAGGCGACGUGUUCGGAGACGUCUUCUGGAAGGAAACCACUCUGGCCCACGCCUGCGCUAACGUCCGGGCGCUAACCUACUGCGACCUCCACGUCAUCAAGAGGGAAGCUCUGCUCAAAGUCCUGGAGUUCUACACGGCGUUUGCCAACUCCUUCUCUCGAAACCUCAUCCUCACCUGUAACCUGCGCAAACGGAUAAUUUUCCGCAAGAUCAGCGAGGUGAAGAAGGAGGAAGAGGAGCGUCAGCGGGCGAAGAACGAGGUGCAGCUCACCAUCCCGCAGGACCACCCAGUCAGGAAGCUCUUCCAGAAGUUCAAGCAACAGAAGGAGCUCCGUAACCAGGGCGCCGCCGCCGCCGCCUCGCAGCUGGACCUGGAGAAGAACCAGCUGCAGGUGGAGCACCACCAGCACCUCCACCCCCACAGCCUGCAGCUGGGCCACUCCAGCCUGCAGCACUCGCUGCCGCUCAGCCUGCAGCGGCCGCAUGUGUCCCUGCAGAACGGAGCUCCGCCCAGCAGCAGCGUCCUCACCGUGUCGCAGGUGACGCCCAUGCAGAGCUCGCUGGUCUACAACCAUCCCAGCGAGCCGCCCGCCAAGCAGAACAACUGCGACAUCAUGGAGCUGCAGCCCAGUUCAGCCGGCGGCGAGCAGAGCGUCCGGCUGAAGGUCAGCUCCAAUCCGGCUCUGGGGAAACCUGCCGCCAAGGCCAGCGGCUGGAUGAGGCUGAAGAACAACACGGCUCCGGUAGAGACGCGGAAGGAGGGUCUGAACAACAGCGUGAAGGCCGUCUCCGUGGAGAUGCUCUCUCAGGACGGUAAAGGUCUGGAGGCCGGGGGCGGCGAGGCCGAGGAGGGCGGCAGCAACAACCCCCUCCGAAAGACGGACUCCUGCGACAGCGGCAUCACCAAGAGCGAGCUGAGGAUCGACCGGGCCGGAGAGGCCAGGACCCCCGCCGCCGUCACCCCCCUCCUCCACAGCCCCCUCCCCGGAGGAGCCGGGUCUCCUCACCCGUUCUGCCCGAUCCCAGAGCAGGCCCUGCAGGCGGCGCUGCACGAGACCCGGCUGGAGCUCCGAGGCGACAUCCAGACUCUGGGAGGCCGUCUGGGCGCCCUGGAGAGUCAGGUAGCCGAGAUCAUCAAACUGCUGUCGGAGAAGCGGCGGCCGUCCACCGGGGCGCCGCCCGCCUCCAUCACACCCAAAACCAAAAUCCAACGUCAGGACAUCUUCACCGUCUCCAGGCCUGUUUCCCCCGACUCAGAGCGGGACGACGGGCUUUGAAGAGAGCUGAACCAGUGGUGCUGAGACCUUCUGGAGCAGCGACUCCUUAUCCAGCUGCUGCCUCCAGCUGCACCACUGGUUGCCUCUUAACGUUUGCACACUGAUUCAGCCUCCAGGUCAGAGCUCAGCCUCCUCAGCGACCCGGAGCCGGUUAUGAUUGUACAUACCUCUCUAUGCAUGUCCAGCUGGAUUCUGGCCUGCCAAAGAAACUCCACCUGACCGUACUUCUUGCCUGUAUAUUAUGCAGUUGACUGCAUGCAGAUUGAAUUUAAAGAGACGUUUUAUUGAGCUAUACUGUACAUAUGAAUAUUUUUCAUUGAUAAUUUACUAUGUGGACAUUCAGGGUUUGCAUACUGGUAGCACUAUAAACAUUGAAUAACUAAAAGGGUUUCGUGGUAAAGGGAUGGUGCAUGAAUUAUUUAUUAACAGAGAAAGGAGGAAGGAGUUUCUUCUUUUGUUUCUUUGCCUGUGAGAUGAAAUAGUUUGUUCUCACGUCGCCCUCUAUGAACACAGAUUCCCAGAAGCAGCGUCCCUCAGAGCAGGGAGGGAUUUUUUUUCUGGUAUGUUUUUAUAUUAAUUAGUGACUUUUUGCUUUUUAUGAUAAUUUCUAUUUUUGAUUACGGAAACGUCCUUCAGUUCUGAUGUCUGAUGAACCCUUACUCUGUUCUCCUCGUGUCUAUGCAUCACCGGGGUACGCCACUAGAACAUUCUACCUUGGUGAAUGAAGGUUUUUUUCUUUUUUUUUCCCUUUUUGUUCCAUUCCUCUGCAUGAAUCAGGGAUGGCAGAAUGCACUUUGGGUAAAGCUGGGAUGACAAGAAGGCUUUGGGGAAAUAACACGGAGUUUAGUUCACAUAAAAGUUCACUCAUGUAAUCCAACGUGGCGGUCUUAACCAGCGUCUCCCUGCACCUCCCAAUUCCAUUAACAGCUUCGCCACAGAAAGCUCAAGUAAUAAAAAAUGCAACACGCGACUUUUUAUGAGAUCGGUUUUGUGGACGUGCAUGCGGGAGGAGUAGUUUUAUGCUCCGUGCUUACAUGUAUGAGAGCUGACACGCAUCGGACGCAGCGUGACGCUGCCUCUCGCUGCGACGCCGCCUCUCGCUGCGACGCCGCCUCUUCCUGCGACGCCCGAAGACCCAUCGAGACCUUUUCCUCACAGGAGGCGAAUCAGUCGUUGCGUUUGUUUGUUUUCAGGUCUCGUGAGAUUCAGACGCCAUCCUUCCCCCUUCCUCCCUCCCUCAAAACACACAAAGCAUCGCGCUGAAUAAGAACACAGAUUUACAGUAGCCAUCAGAGGAGCUUCAUCUGGUCGUAAACCGAUAGAUUCGCUUUGUUGCAUCAGACGGAGUGAAGUGAAGGACAAGUGGCAGAAAAUGGGCUCAGAGGAGGAAGAAAAGUCACCAACUAGAGAAAGACAUGCAGAAAACUGAGGAUGUUGAGGUUAAUGGACUCCUCAACUCAGAGUUCAGGUUGUUUUAGAUGUCAAACACAUUUUAAAAUGACAAAACAUGGAAAAGACCAUUUAUGUUUGCACACUAACUCGGGAUCAGAGUGCACAAAUCCAAUAUAGACCAUCACAAUAGCAAAUUUGUAGAUUUAAACGUCCCAUAUUGUGUGUCUUUUCAGCCAAUUAAUCAAAUUCUGUCAUGUUCAUGGUCCCACAGUGCGUCAGUUUUUCAGAUUAAACUCCCACAAAGAUGCUUCAUUUCACUAUAACUCCUGGUUAAAGUCCAGUUCUGAACAAUUUUUGCUCUGAAAGCCAAUUAUCUGCUGCUGGCUCUGCCCCCUUUAGGAAGAAAACUCUCUCUGUAUCUGUGAUUUACACAGCAAAGAGACCACAAACUUGCCAUCGCUUCUAACUUUCUUCAACAGUAAUCAUUUGACAUGGAAAUGUCUCUAAAUUUACAGCACAGAUGUUUUUAACUCUUGUAUUUAAUUAGUUUGUUAGAAAAUGUUAGAGUCAUAAAAUUUAACUUUAAAGAUCCCAUAUGGUUCCAAUUUUUAGCAAGUUAAUGCAAAUAUCACUCCCCCACAGUGUUUUCUUCCAUUUAUAGGUCCAAAAUGCCACAAAGAUGCUUCAUUUCAGCAUGACUGUAUAGUUCCUUUAUUUAGGCCUGUUCUAAACGGAACAUUGAAAACCAAUGAACUUCUGUUGGCCCCACCCCCUUCAGGAAGGAAACUCUCUGCAUCUGUAAUAACAAUGUAAAAAGACCACAAAAACUUGACAUGGAAAUAUAUUUUCAACUCAUGUGUUUUUAAUUUGUCAGAGGACAUUGCAGUUAUAAAUUCAGUAGUUUAGGACUAAAUCUGUGAAUGAGAACUGCUUGAUUGUGAAUUCAGCUGUAAGAAAAUGCAGCUUAUGUGAGCAGAGAGCAAUAGGGAAGCUAAUGGAUGGAAACAGCAGCUGAGUCCUUGUUUAUUGGUUUAAAUUAAAGUUUCCAUAGGGAUCUGACCUUUGAGGAUACCAUCAAAGCUAAUGUUAGCCACAUUAGCUGCACAAUGUGCUAACACGAAGGAUUUUGCUGUUGUUGUAGGACACUAAAAUGAAAGUAAUCCACUGCGAGUUGGUUCCUCAGAUGCUGGCAGUGCAUGAAGACUGGUGUUCACUCUGACAGUCAAAAUCAAAACAUUUGGUGAGUUUCGAGACAUUUCAGAGUUUAACAGAAGCAGCUGUAGAAAAUAAAUCAACCUGGUGGACUCAUUCUGAUUGGUCCACCUGGAAGCAUUGAAGGGGCGGAGCUGUAGAGUCUGAGCUGCUAUUGGUUAGUUAGAUGUAGCGUCUAGGUUGAAUUCUUACUAGCUUUUAAUCCUGGGAGGCUAACUAGCUAAACGUCUUCAUAUCUUAGCAACCAAAAAACACAAUUAAAAUAAAUUUUCACCAAAUGGGACCUUCAAGAAGCGGUGGUAGAGUUUUUCAGAAGGAUGAACAGCUUCGUGAAUGUCCUUUUCCCACCACUUUCCCAGCAUUCCUGCAGAGUUUGCCAGCAGAAAAUCUGAAUCCCAACAUUUAUUUAUUUAACUGUGACUCUUAUAAUGGUGGAACGUUUCCAAGUCGUCUCAGCCUUUAACCCUCGUGUCGUCCUGCGAGUCAAAAUUGACCCGUUUAAAGUUUGAAAAUGUGAAAAAAAAGUAUUUUCACUUUGAAAACUUCCAUUUUCAACAUUUUUGUGAAAUGUUUGAACAUUUUUUGUUGGAAAAAAAAUGUUAAAAAAAAAAUAUAUAUAUAUAUUUCUUUAAGAAUAUUCAGAACAAAUCAACCAAAAUCCAGCAAAAUUCACUGGAUUUUGGUUGAUUUUUUUUCUGAAUGUUCUUAAAGAAAAUAUUAGCACUUUUACUGAUAUAUAUGUAAUCAUUUUAGAUAUUUUUAGGGUUUUUUUUGAAAAAUUUUAUUCAUAUUUUUUGAAAAUAUUUACAAUUUUUUUAUUCUUUAAAUUUUUAUUUCUUGCCAAAUUUGGGGGAUUUUUUUUUUUUUUUUUAAAUAAAACUUUUAAGGGAAACUUUUAAGGAAUUAUUGGAAUUUCUUCCUGAAGAUUUUGGAAAUUUUUAUAAAUUUGGGGAAUUUUUUUGCUGAAUUUUUGGAUUUUUUCAAACAAGGAAACAAUAUUUUUUGGUGCCCAUAAAUGAAGACAACAGGAGGGUUAAAAAUCUUUAAUUAUGACUGGUUUAUGACAAAUAUCCACUUUAAAUCUCAGCAGGAUUGAAACAUUGUGAUUAUUAUUUAAAAAAUAUAAUUGUGUAGUCUGAUCCUGAUUUGUUGGUGUGCAUGAAAACGAAUAAUUGAGGUGUGAAAAUCAGUUUUUCCAGCUUCAUUAUUUUAUUCUUGGGAUGAAUUAUCAACAAAAACAGAACAUUUGAGUCAUUUCCACCAAAACACCACUUAACUUUAAACAACCAUGUUUCUCUACUCCGUCAGCAGACUGGAAACUGAUGAGAUUUUACAGCUUUGCGAUGCUAAUGUGCGGACAAUUGCUGCGGUUUUGACAAUAUGCUAAUCAGGUUGUGGUGUUUGGAACAAGCUCAGUUUUAAUGACUUAUUGUGCAAAUGACGGUGUUUUAUUCCUGCCGUCGGCCCGUUUUCCGCUACAACCUGCUUCACUUUCAAUGACAGUUUGGGGUUUUUAUCCGUCCUCCUUCAUGCCGCUGAGCACAUCCCCUGCAGCCGUCAGGAGUAAGUGCCUUGCUCAGGGGCAACUCAGCAGCAACUUCAGGCAAAUUUGCCCCCCGAGGUUGGAGGCAGGAACGAGGUUUAAUGAUGGCUACUGCUGCAGCUUCAUAGAGCGACACAAGCUUCAUAUCUUAGACGUCACUUACACCGAAUAUCACGCAAAGCUAUGCAACGAUUCUCACUAUUUACAGGAGGCUGGCUGUGGUUUCAUAGCUGGGAUCAGACUAAAUACUGCAACUAUAUCUAUCUGAGGGGCGUUAGUAUAUCAGUUAUUAUCCACCAAACAAACGGGAAAACUUUUUUACCCCAGAAUCCUCGACUUGGUUUAGUUUUCUUGGAGGAACAGAAGAUCCCUACAGCUAAUUCCUGUUAGCUUCAGUUCUAUUUGAGCUAAUCUGCUAGCUUUUCAACAUCUAAAAGCUACAUUCCACAUAUCAGAAUGUUUAUAUUCGAAGCUAGCAUGCUAAUAGCAGGAAGCCAAUUCUGACAUAUCAAGUCUGAAAUAUCCUGAAACUGCAGCACCAUGUUGCCGCCACACCGCUAACGGAAAAAUACUACAAGAAACAAUUCAUGACGAGAAAAUUUAUUGAACAUUUUACGACAAAACGUUCUUGUUGUGAUGUGAUGACUUCGAAAGUCAAAAUAAUGUGAAAAUAUCACGUUAUAACAUGAAAAUAUUUUGUUAGGACAUGAAAAUAUUUCAUUUUGUGAUUUUUUUUCCUGUGCAAUAAUGUGAAAGUAUUUUGUUAUAACAUACAAAUAUUUUAUUAGAAUGUUUUAUUUUUAUUAUAAUGUGAAAAUAUCUCAUUACAUGGAAUAUUUUGUCAUAACACCAAAAUAUUUCAUUAAAACACCAAAAUAUCUCAAUAAAACAUGAAAAUAUUUUAAAAUGGGAAAAUAUCUCAUUAUACUAAUAAGAUAAUUUUAUGAUCCAAGAAAAUAUUUUUGUGGUAUGAAGAAAUAUUUUCACGUCAUAACAAGAUAAUUUGUUGUUAUGAAUUUAUAUUUUCAGAUUAUGAUGAGAUUUUUUCAGGAUGCAACGAGAUAUUUUCACAUUUUAGCUAUUUUCAAGUUAUAUACAAAAUAUUUUCAUAUGACGAUGACACUAAAAUAUCUUCUUAUAACGUGAAAAUAUCUUGUUAAAACAUGAAAAUAUUUCAAAAUGUGAAAAUAUCUCGCUAUACUGAAAUAAUGUUUUUAUAACAUCUGAAUUUUUUGUUAGAACUUGAAAAUUGCUCAGAAUGUGAAAAUAUUUCGUUAGCAUUAAAUAAUCUCAUUAUAAUGUGAAAAUAUAAAGUUAUAACAAGAAACUAUCUUGUUGUAACGUGAAAAUAUUUCUUUAUGCAACAAAAAACAUUUAGUUGCAUCAUAAAACUACCUCCUUAUGACAUGAAAAUAUCUUGACAAUAUCUUGUUAUGACAUGAAAAUAUUUCAAAAUGUGAAAAUGUUAUUAUGCUGCAAUAAUCUUGUUAGAAUAUAUCAUAGAAAACAUUUUGUUAUAACUUGAAAUUAGCUAAAAAUGUGAAAAUAUGCCUGAAAUAAUCUCAUUAUACUCUAAAGAUUUUAAGUUACAACAACAAAAUGCCUUGUUAUAACAUGAGAAUAUGUCUUUAUACCACAAAAACAUUUUGUUGGAUCAUAAAAAUAUCUCAUGACACCAAUUAAAAUUGUGAAAAUAUCUCAUUACACUGCAAUAAUACCUUGUUCUAACCUCAAAAUAUAUUGACUUGAAAAUAGCUCAAAAUUUCAAAAUAUGUCAUUAUAUCCUGAAAUAAUCUCAUUAUGAUGUGAAAAUAGUAAUUUAGAGCAAGAAACUCUCUCGCUAUAACAUGAAAGUAUUUCUUUAUACCACAAAAACAUUUUGUUGCAUCAUAAAAAUAUCUUGUUUUGACAUGAAAAUAUUUCCUUUUAAUAUGACACUGUCAGAAUGUUAAAAUAUCUCGUUAUAACAUUAAAAAUAUGUCAUUAUUUCUUUAUAAUGUCAAAAUAUGUGUAGAUAUUUGGCUAUAAGGUGAAAAUAUCUUAUUUUGAUAUUGAAAUUUUCAUUCUAACAUUCGAAUAUCUUGUUAAAACGUGAAAAUGUCUCGUAGGGUGAAAAUUAUCACAAACUGUUCAUGUUAUAAUGUGAUAUUAAUCUAUUUUUCUGUUUCUGCUGCCGGCUGCAAUACGCUGAUUUUGAUUCUUGAACACUGGCGCCCCAUUUAAUAAGUUCAAACUCAACAACCAACUAGAAGAAAACCCGUCAUGUACUGCUGCUGUCAUUUAAAUUACUAUUUAUUAAUAAGGACCUUCAUUCAAACCUUUUCUCUCUCGUCUUGCUGUUUUCUGGUCUUUUCUACUAAAUUUAUGGACCAACUUUUAGACUUUUCUUGAUCUGUUCAGAUGGGUUUUUAUUCAUGUUUGGUUCAGUUUUGGAUUUUUCCCUCCUAGAUUCAUAAAUGUCUGGUGGGUUUGGGUAUAUUUUGGAUUCAGUAUGUAUUUGAUCUAAAAUGUUUAGCUGUGCAGACUGAUUUUCAUCUUCUUGCUACACUAAAAGUUAUCUUAACUCAGUUUAAGAGGAAAAUCCAUAUCCAGCUACCUGGUGGAAGCGUUUUUAAUUUCUUACAGAUACCAGAUGCUAUUUUAUCACACUGAGGUACAAGUUUACAGUUUGACGCCUUGUUUUUUGCCUCCUUUUAUGCACCAGUACCACAGAAACAGACCAGAAUGCAUCGCAGCUCGACUGCUUCGGUCUCAUUUGACAGCCGAGACUCGAUUCUCCGGAGACGUUAAAAGCUUUUUAGGAAACAAGGAAAUCGCUUAGCGACACAGCUGGAGGAGCAGCAGGAAUAUAAAUGACUAAAUAUCUCCCAGAACGCACCGAACAUCUCACAUUUAUUAUACCUCUGUGAAUGUAUUCCCUCUCAGAGUCUGCAGAUGUUCUGUCAUUAAAAUCUGAUCUUAUAAUAGAACUGAAGCCACAAUACGAGGCGAGAGAUAGAAGAAGGCAGUUGUUUGGUGUCUCUUCGAACUUCAAAACUGAAAUUCUGCUCUUCAAAGAAUCCAUUUCCCUUAAAUGACUUUAGAGUCUGUUGAUCUUUUAAAAUAUAAUUGAGAUCAGAGUUAUCUGUACGUAUAUUGGAGGAAUGUGUGAAAUCCUGCUACAAAUGCUGGGAUUUCUAACCAAAAUCUUUCCUUUUCUACUCAAACACUCAAAUUAAGACCUUAAAAUGGUGUUACCACAAUAGAUUCAGCUUUAAAGCUUGUAGCUCGAUGCAAAUAUGGCUGUCUAUGGUUGAAUAAAAGUUCAUUAAUGAAACAAGGAGCAAAGUGUCUAAAAGAACAAAAAAUGUGUUGUUUAGAACGUAGCAUUCCCCAAAGUUUCCUUAAAACGAGAUUCUAGUCUCAUAUUCUAAAUCAGCCAAACUCGACGAACUAUUUAAAAUGUCUGCUUUCAGUAAAGACUUUCAUCAUUGACUGCAAAUAAUCGGUUCCUCUAAACAGCAGAAAGCUUUAAAUUUUCAUUUAUCAGUUGAAACUUCAGCUAAAACGCUAAUCAGCCACAACAUUAAAACCAGGCGUCCCAUUGAGGAAACUCAUUUUUAGUUCCUCGUAUCUACAAUCUCAUGCUUUCUCAUGGCCAGAAUCAAAAACCAAACUCCGAGGGCUAGCUGGCGGCAUCAGAGCAUCUACAAUUAGUUCCACAUAGAAUACAACUUUCUGUCCAAGAACGUAGUUUUAAAAGUUUAUUCUGCAUAAAAUACUACUUUCUAACAAACAAGUUAUGUUUUUAAAGGUUUGUUCCACCCUAAAUACGACUUUCUGUACAAGAAUGUAGAGUUUUAAAGAUUUAUUCUACCAAAAAAUUAUUUUCUGUCCAAGAAGUCACACCGUUACGUUUGUUUCACUUUCUGUCCAAAUACAGAACAUUUUAAAGGGUUAGGGUUAAAUGUUUCCUUCUCCCAGUUAAUACCUUCUAACAAACAAGUUAUGAUUUUAAAGGUUUGUCUUACACAAAAUCGUAUCGUUUCAAAGGUUGAUUCCACCCAAAAUACUACUUCCUGUGUUUUUCAGUAGGACAAUGCUCUCUGUUGUUCAGUAAAUGUUUGAGGAACAAAACAGAGUUCAGGGUGUUAAUUUAGCCGCCAAAUUCCUCAAAGCAAGUCAAAGCAAGACUCCUCUUUGCAUCUUCCAGGUCUUAAAGUAUCUCCUGCAAACAUCUUGUUGCCUGAAACCACAGGACUCCUUUAGGGUUCUGCGUAGGUGUAGUCUGACCGUCACGAUAUUCAGUCGAUGGUUUUAAUGUUGUGGCUCGUCUCUCGCUGUGUGUUCUCAAGUAAAAACUUUUGAGAAAAAAUACAGCUAAGGUGACAAAAUUCAUAUCAGCUCAGGAUUUAUUGGAUCACCUUGUCAUUUGGCACCAGUUUUAUCAGGAUUUUCCCACAAACCAAUUAAUUCUGCAUCUCCCAGCGUCCAGUACGUUAAAGUUCGUGACAGUUUCCUGAAAUAAUUCCAGCAUGUUCAGCUUUUAGGUCCUAAAAUCUUUCAGUGCAGCAGCGAGUAACUUGGUCAGGUCAGUGUUGGAGGAAGUAGACUUUUUAGAUUUGCAAUACUGAGCUAUAAAAGGUGAGGAAAGUGUUCCCUCAGCAGCAGAUGAUGAGGCGCAGGACGGCGGAUUCACCUGAAGCCUGUCAGCUGGUCUUUAUUAAACGAGACGAGGCGGUGAAGGGCAGCUGCUCCUCUGAUCUAAAACACCGACUCACCUUUCAGCACUGGAUUCUUCGCCACUUGAAUGUACAACAAACCUCCUUCUGCUGCUCUCGGGCUUUUUCACUGGGAGCAGGGAGGGUUUUUUUGAGUUUGUUUCAUCUCCCCUUUUUUCUCUCCUUCAAGAGCACUUUCCUUCCUCUUACGUUCAGCCUUGAAGCCUGUAGGAGGUCUUCUUCUCCUGUCUCUUUGAAAACACCUCCUUCCUCUUGCAGCAUCUUGUUUUCCCUCUGAUCCUCCAUCUAUCCUCUCUCUCAUCUUUGAUCUGUCUUCAUCUCCUCGGCAUGCUGAUGAUGUUCAGUCCGUCCGUCUGCGUCCUGCCGACUGACGGACGUCGCCGAUCCUCGAUCUCGGCGACCGAAGGGCCUAGUUUAUUGAAAUUAUCCAUCAGCCUGAUUCAAUCGGAGCACAUUGCAUCUCAAAGAAAUGGAAGUCAUCUCCUGGGUAGUGAUAGAAUUCUUUAUUGCUUCACUUCAGGAUUAAUCUUUCAUCAAUCCUGGGGAUGAUUUGAAUGAACGUGGCCCUUCACUAAGCUUUUCCUCAAUCUUUCUCUAUUCUUUCUCUGCUGGAAUGUUAUCAGUCUGUGCUGUUCAGUGGAAGCAGCACUGGAAUCCACCACUGACUCAUGUAUUGUUUUACAGCUGCACAGCUGAACUGUAGUGUCAGAAUAAUAAACAUCCGUCUGGGAUACUCUC